Nicotiana tabacum (common tobacco) is the source of this 1375-nucleotide messenger RNA. NCBI's taxonomy places the organism in Eukaryota, Viridiplantae, Streptophyta, Magnoliopsida, Solanales, Solanaceae. The record is from RefSeq and is a predicted model, not a curated record.
GUUGUUGACGAGAUUUUGUGUGUUCUGCAGGCUAAAAUAAAUGAAACUUUUGAUGGUGUGGAGGAAGGAUAUGAAAGUUCAAGGGAUGAAGUCUCGUCAGUUUCCUCCUAUAAUCCCAUGAAAGAUAAUAUACACCAAACAUUUGGAAGUUCAUUAUCCUUGCAGUCUUCCUUAGCAAGGUCUUCAAGCAAAGAUCUUCCACAUCUUGAAGGACGGUCGAGCAUAUCUUCACAACUGGCACUUCCACAGAUAGCUGUGGCUGAUGUCUUGUAUGAUUCUAAUGGGGCAGAUGUUUUGUCCCCUAGCAAGUCUUCUGCUAUUGUCUCUCCAAGUCAACAGCUGAAAAAUACCAAAUCCUUUUCCAAAUAUGAUGAUUCAACAGUACCUUCUGUCUCAGGCAUGGGUGAAUCUGGAGCAUCAGAAGGGUUUAUUCGAGGGAGGUCUUACAACAUCAGACUAGAUGACCAAGUGCUUCUAAGGUUUUCUCCAAAAAAUUCUGAGUCGACAUAUUACUUCAGUGAUAUGAUAGGUGGAACCCUGACCUUUUUUCAUGAAGAGGGUUCUAGAAGAUGCCUUGAGCUUUUAAUAACACUGGAGAUGACCGAGACUAUAAGCCGACGUUUUGUACAUCCUUCACGGAGACAUGCUCCUUCUAUUACCAAGGUUCAUAGUGAUCAUCAUGAAGUGGUUGCUGAUUUAAUUCAGACAAGCUUUAUUUUUUCCAUUCCGAUGGAUGGUCCUAUGUCUUUUUCCACUCAUUAUGUCUCCGUACAAUGGGCUCUUCGAUUUGAAUUCUUUACCACUCCCAAGAAUGUUGACUGGUCAAGAUAUGAGCAUCCUCUUUUGGUAGAGGGUAGAGAGAAGUGUGAGUGGGUACUUCCAAUAACUGUGCAUGCACCUCCAGGAGGAGCUGCUGCAGCUCAGACACGAAAUGACAAGUCAUUCUCUUUGGAACCCCUAUGGGUCCACACAUAAAAGGUAUAGACAUUGCUAGACGUCAAAAUGCAUAGCUCCACAACUGUUGAGAGAAAGCCACCCCUGGUUCUGAUGUCAGAAGAGUGAAUGGUGAUUGAGAUUCAGUAUUAUUGUAUUUUAUUCAUCAGUAGAUAUUUCCCAAUUCCAAUUUUUGGCAUGUUGUUCGUUCUAUUUCAUAUCAUUUUGAUGUGAUUAGAAAUACUGUUUUAACUUUUUUAUUUUCUUUUGAUGAUAUUCUUAGAGGAUAUUGUUCCGGGAAUCUUUACGUUAAAUGUCAUUAUGUAUAUGAUUAGAAGAGUCCAGUGAGGUAGGAUUUUAUUGGAAAUACCAUGCAAAUUAUAUUAUAAUUUGUAAUUCAUGGAUUAGCAUGUGAUGUUUGAGAAUUUACUAUUGCUUUAAA